AUGGCGACCGUGCAGGACCAGAUUGCGGUUCCGGGCCAGCUACUGGGCCCGGCCUCGCGCUUUGUGCCGGGCGCGGGCACGCAUCUCGCCGACGGCCAGGUGUACGCAUCGCUGCUGGGCCACGUCUCGGUGCGGCAGCCGGCCGAGGCGGGCAAGAAGACGGCGAUGCUGCCAAAGCGGCUGACCCGGAUCAUGGUGCCGUCGGUAGCGACAAAGGGGCCGGACGGGGCGGCUCAGGGCUCGUCGCUGGCCGACGUGAACAAGGCGACGGUGUCGGUGUCGCGGGCGCGAAUCGCGCAAGGCGGCGAGGUGCUGCCGGACGUGGGCAACACGGCGCUAUGCCGGGUGGUGCGGAUCGCACAGCGGCAGGCAGUGGUGGCGAUCCUGGUGGUGGGCGACGUGGUGCUGGAGGCCGAGUGGCAGGGCGUGAUCCGGGCACAGGACGUGCGGGCGACCGAGAAAGACCGCGUCAAGAUCUACGAGUCGUUCCGGCCGGGCGACAUUGUGCGCGCGCAGGUGAUCUCUCUCGGUGACCAGGCAAACUACUACCUCUCGACGGCGAGCAACUCGCUGGGCGUGGUUAUGGCGACGAGCGAGGCCGGAAACCCAAUGUACCCGGUCAGCUGGAAGGAAUAUGUCGACCCCGAGACCGGCCUAAGCGAGCCCCGCAAGGUUGCCCGCCCCUUUUGA
Messenger RNA from Grosmannia clavigera kw1407, 690 nucleotides. RefSeq names its product exosome complex subunit. Gene Ontology annotation, molecular function: RNA binding. Gene Ontology annotation, cellular component: nuclear exosome (RNase complex); cytoplasm. The transcript is spliced from 2 exons. NCBI's taxonomy places the organism in Eukaryota, Fungi, Ascomycota, Sordariomycetes, Ophiostomatales, Ophiostomataceae. Gene Ontology annotation, biological process: RNA processing. The coding region runs from base 1 to 690 and encodes 229 amino acids. The record is from RefSeq and is a predicted model, not a curated record.